AUGCACACGCCUACGAAAGCCUACCUUUUACUCGCACUCCUUCCUUUCGCUCUCGCAAAUAUGGUCUCCCAGAUUAGCGACGGCCAGGUCCAGGAGCCUGCCGAAGCACCGGCCGUCGUGGCACCCAAAAUCGCAAUCGCACCCACCAGCGCCCCGGUAGCAGCAGCAUCACCGCCACCACCCACGUCUACCUCCACCUUCAUACCCGCUGCCACAUCUCCGCCUCUGUCGCCCCCACCUGCGCUGAAAGAAGCGGGAGCUGUCGCUGCACCGCCAAUAGCAAACACGUCGAUCCCUGCCCCAGCCAGGAUCGAAGAAGCGGCUACCACGGCGCCAAUCUUGAUCGCCCCUGCACCGGCUGCGAACAUCACGAUCCCGCAUCACCAUGUUAAUCACGAAACCUCCCACCCGAGCGCGAGUACUGGCAAUGUCCUGCCGGUGGAGAACGGAACCGCGCCCACGGUGCCCGUGGUGCCAACUUUGCCAGCGGUUGCCAGUCAGGCAUCGACGAGUGGGGAGGGGAGUCCGAGGGAGGCUGGGACAACGCAGGCAGCUUCGAAGGGAGUUGCGGCGAGGUUGGGAGUGAGUGCUGGAUUUGGAGCGUUGGGGGUGAUUGGGUUGGCGGUGAUGCUGAGCUAG
This is a messenger RNA of Letharia columbiana, 639 nucleotides long. RefSeq lists its product as uncharacterized. Gene Ontology annotation, cellular component: cell wall. Gene Ontology annotation, molecular function: structural constituent of cell wall. NCBI's taxonomy places the organism in Eukaryota, Fungi, Ascomycota, Lecanoromycetes, Lecanorales, Parmeliaceae. The transcript has a single exon. The coding region runs from base 1 to 639 and encodes 212 amino acids. The record is from RefSeq and is a predicted model, not a curated record.